AAGAAAAUGAAUAUAUAAUAAUAAUAAUUGAGAUUCUCUUUCUCUUUCUCUCUUCCUCUUCUUUAGCUCCAUUCAUCUAUAAAUUAGUAGCAACCCUUAUUGACAACCUUUCUUUCCUGUCUCACACCAAACAUUAACUCUCCAAAAAUUUUCUCUUCUAUUUUCUAUUUUUUCCUUUCAUUUUUUUUAUAUUUCUUUUUCAAUAUUUUUUUUGUUUCACAUAUAAUUAUACAUACUCUCCUUAAAUUAUACAAGGUUGUUUUGAAAGAGUUGAGUUUGAGCUAUAGCUGUACAGAGUUAAGCUAAGGGAUGAAGCAGUGUGUGAUUCAACAAAAGGGGUUUUCAAUUUGUGAAGAGAUGAGAGGCUCUUCUAUGGAUUCUGUUGUUUGCCCUAAACCUCGCCGUCCUACCCUCCUAAACUCACCGACGCCGGUCAGAUCUUUCCGAUGGCAUCUCAAUUACCAAUCAGAGCUUUGUGAUUCUAAAGCUGGGACUGAUCUCUUUGAUGCCAUCCUCACAAAGGGUGGUUAUGGUGUUGAACCAUCUAGUUAUACGGCCCAAGUAGCCUCGUCGCCCCCAUUUUUCAGCGGGUCGCCGCCGAGCAGAGUAGCUAACCCAUUAAUUCAGGAUGCUCGAUUCGGAGAUGAGAAGUUAUCCCCAUUGGCUGCGUCGCAGCCAAUUCAGCCACCGUCCGGCCUUUCUUCCCCGAGGAAAGGAGGCUGCGUUCGGGGCAAUUUUGGGAACAAACCAACUGUGAGAAUUGAGGGUUUCGAUUGUUUGGAUAGGGAUAGACGCAAUUGCAGCAUCCCUGCCCUUGCAUAGAGCUUGAUCAAUCUCCAAAUCGAGUACCAAAAGGUGUAUAGGAAACAAAACUAAACAAAACAAAACAAAAAACGAUUUAAAGUUCGGUUAUAGAAAAGCGAGAGAGGGAGGAAUUUUGAAACUACCACGCGGAGGGAAGAAGAAGAAGAAGAAGAAGGAAAACAGAAGAGUUUGGGAGAUCCUUUUGCCUUGUGUAAAUAUGUUUUAAAGGGUUCUCUUUAGAGAGGUAAAAUUUGUGUCAAGAGAAAUUGUCUUUGUAUGUAAGUAAAUGAGUUUCUUCUUUUAUUAACUAAAUAAUGAGAGAAAAAAGAAAGAGUCUUUUUAGGGUUUGUAAGGUGUGGGUUUGGGAUUGAAAGAGAAAGAAAAAGGGGUCUUGUAUUGACCACACCCAUCUCUAUAUAUUGUAAAGUAUUUAGUAGUCUUUGAUGGGAAUUUUUCAUUGUAUCUCUUUGUUUUUGUUUACAUGGGGUGCUUUAAAAGUGUUCCAAUGAGCAACUUGUGAAAGGAAUCUGUAUAAAUUAAAGUUGCUAUUGAGUCAAAUUUAAGCAGUCAUUUAUGAAAACUUUUGUAUAUAUAACAUUUCUAUUUCUUAUCUUCA
This is a messenger RNA of Cannabis sativa, 1420 nucleotides long. RefSeq lists its product as uncharacterized. Bases 310 to 822 code for a protein of 170 amino acids. The transcript has 4 exons. The record is from RefSeq and is a predicted model, not a curated record. NCBI's taxonomy places the organism in Eukaryota, Viridiplantae, Streptophyta, Magnoliopsida, Rosales, Cannabaceae.